GGUCAUAAUACCGUGGUGGACGUCCUCCUGGCGGGGGGAGCCGACGUCAAUGCCAGAAGCAACUCAGGCCGAACGGCGAUGCACUUGGCAGCCUGGAAUGGGCAAUGGGGGGCGCUGGAAGCUCUUGCGGCGGGCGGGGCCGACGUGGACCCCGUCGAUGAUGACGGCGACACGCCUCUCCACGACGCAGCUUCAAAAGGGCACCUUCUCGCGGUGGGCGUCCUGACUGGCCUCGGGGCAUCCACCAGCAAAAAGAAUAAGGACGGGAAGACUCCGCAGGAUCUGUUGGGGAAUCUUUCCGCUGAUAAACUCUUCCCCAUGGCAGAGAAAUGUGCUGCGAUUGCAGCCGAGAAGGAAAGGAGGAAGAUGCAGAAGAAACUCGAGGAGCAGGGGAAGGAGAUGAAAAAGAAGUACGACUUGAAGGUGGCGGAGGCAGCCACCCUGCAGAAGGAAAUCGACAAGUUGAAGAAGGACCUUCAGGAAAAGGAAGAGGAAAGCAAGGAGAAACUCGAGGAGAAGGCGAAGGAGAUGAAGAAAGAAAUCAAAAAGGUAGAGACCGAGUACGAGGCCAAACUGCGGGACUCGAACAUGGCCUUCAACAUCAAAGACGACGAGGCAGCCGACCUGAAGAGGGAGAACAGAGAACUGAUGCAAGAGAUUGGAAGAAAGGAAGAAGAGAUCACAUCUCAAAAGGAGCAGGUGAAGCAAGCGCAACUGCAUCAGCGAAGGUGUGAGACUGAGGCGAGGGAGCAUGAGGCCGAGAAGGAAGGUCUCAACGAGCAAAUCGCAGAUCUUCAGGAAUACAUUGCAACUUUACAGGCAGAGCACAAUGAAAAAGUGAAAAGUCUCAAAAGCAGGGAGAAGAGGAAGGAGAAAGAGGCAGCCAAAGCGAGAGGCGAGCUUGAGAAGAAGCUCAGUAGACGAGACAAGACGAUCGAGGCCCUCAAGAAAAAGCUCAGUGAUCAAGAAGAGGAAAGAGAACUGGACUCGCAACUCGAAGAGGAAGACAGCGAGUUAAAGCGAAUGAAAAGGCAGUUAAGAGAGCAAGAAAAUACGAUGAAGGGCCUUCUUUCUGCGGUGGAAGAUCUUCGUCUGAGAGAAAUGGAGCCGCCACGUGAGCCUCAGCCGACGGCCGCCGUCCAGCCCUCGGCCUCAGGCAGGAGGAGGAGGGCCCGGGGAGCAGCUGGCAGCGACGAGACUCCGCCAGCAGCUGCCACGGACGGGGCUAGGGGAGCGGCAGGCGGGAGAGACAAGCCUCAGCAAGCAGCUGGCAGCAGAGGCAAGGCUAGGAAAGCACCAGAGAGCGACGAGCCUGUGCAAACCGCAGGCAGGGCUCAGCGUCCGGAAGCAGCAGGCAGGAGGGAAGGGGCAGGGCGAAGGGCAGACAGGAGGGCCAAGUCUAAGGGGGUAGCCGACAGGGACGAGUUGCCGCAAGAAGACGGCAGGGACGAGUUGCCGCAAGAAGACGACAGGGACGAGUUGCCGCAAGAAGACGACAGGGACGAGUUGCCGCAAGAAGACGACAGCGACGACCCGCAAGAAGAUGACAUCGACGAGUCGCCACAAGAAGACGACAGCGAAGAGUCAGUGUGAUUUCAUCCAGCUUUGUAAAGAUCGUGUGUAAAAUAGCUAAUAAAUGUGUAGGGUAUA
Molecule: messenger RNA, 1650 nt
Organism: Penaeus chinensis
Lineage: Eukaryota; Metazoa; Arthropoda; Malacostraca; Decapoda; Penaeidae
Product: ankyrin repeat domain-containing protein 42-like
Molecular function (GO): protein binding
Source: RefSeq, a predicted model, not a curated record